AUGGCUAUUUCUGAUGAGCAUGGGUCUCAGGGUCCAACAGUCGUUGGUAUCUGUUUGGCCUUUGCGGUCUUGACAUUCGUUGUCUUGUCGCUGAGACUCUUCGCACGUAUCUAUGUUCUGGGAAAGAUGGGUCUUGAUGACUAUCUCAUCAUCGGCGCUUGUUGCUUAGCAUGGGCAUUCAUUGGUGCCACCAUCGUCGCCGUGAACAAUGGACUCGGCGAGCAUUACGAGUGGACUGAUAAGACCAAGCUUGUUGACUACUCCUUUGCCGUAUGGUUGAGUUCUAUGUUCUACCUUGCAUGUCUCGGCUUCGUCAAAACAUCUGUGCUCUGGUUCUACACUCGUCUAGGAGACCGCACUCUCACCCGAAUCUCAUACGUGAUGAUGGCAGUCAUCGUGAGCCAAGCAUUCUCUUUCGUGCUCGUCGCAGGCUUCCAAUGCCAGCCUAUCAGCAAGGCAUGGGCCGGCGGUCCCGGAAAAUGCGUCCAAAUCAACAUCUUCUACCUCGCCAACGCUGCUCUGAAUAUCUUGACCGAUCUCCUUACCUAUACCCUCCCUAUCAGAGUUAUUUUCAAAUUGCAAAUGCCCCAAAAGCAAAAGAUCGCCCUCAUCUUCAUUCUCUGCCUGGGUCUUUUCGCCUGUGUCUCCUCCAUCAUCCGAAUCACCUACAUUCCUUCCAUGCUCACCUCAGCCGACUACACCUACGCCAUCAGUGGCGCCAUGUACUGGUCCGUUAUUGAGACCAACAUCGCCAUCUUCGCCGCGUCAAUCCCCUCCUUCAAAGCCAUCGCCUCACGCUUCAUCCCCCGCUUCAUUGGCGAAUACAGCAACAGUGGCCGCAAGUACGCCUGGUCUAGCACCCCCGACGCGCGCCGCUACGGCUCCGGUUUCACCAAGGUCACCGAUCCAAAAAAUCUCACCAUGAAUGGCAGGGAAGAUAUUGCGAUGGGUACGCAGAUUGGCGCUACUAUGGCAGAUAACUCAAGUGAGGAGCGGAUUAUCGUUCCCGAUGGAAAGAUCUUUGCGCACACGGAGAUUGAGACGACUGUUGAGUCGAACACUGAGUAUCGUUCGUCGAUGGAGCAGGCUCAUCGGCCAAAAGGAGGGGUUUAA
Messenger RNA from Penicillium subrubescens, 1113 nucleotides. RefSeq names its product putative integral membrane protein Pth11-like. The transcript has 6 exons. The coding region runs from base 1 to 1113 and encodes 370 amino acids. Lineage: Eukaryota; Fungi; Ascomycota; Eurotiomycetes; Eurotiales; Aspergillaceae. The record is from RefSeq and is a predicted model, not a curated record.